Durusdinium trenchii is the source of this 1233-nucleotide messenger RNA. The record is from the annotation of a GenBank genome assembly. NCBI's taxonomy places the organism in Eukaryota, Dinophyceae, Suessiales, Symbiodiniaceae.
AGCUGGCUCGAGGGUGUAGCUAGUUUGAACAUCCUCGCAGCCAUGUUCGCAAUGCAGUUUCUAGGCUUCCUCAUCGUCGUGCCCUUGGCCUUGGCUGCCAAGUUCAUGGCGCCAAGCGUGACCAGCGGGGCGCUGCCAAGCCACCAGGCGCUGGCCGCGCUGCUGAGCGAAAAGGGGAAGCCGUUGGACCCCAUGGUGUCCUCCUUAGCUGCCAUGGCUGAGUCCCUGUCCAAGCAGGACCCUGCAACACGUGAAAGCUCCGUGAAUUCCAUCAAGACAUUGCUGCAGGGACUUCUCGACAGUAUCACUAGUCAGCACACCAUUGCUCAGAAAUCGGUGACCAAUCAGAGCGUAUUCGAUAGCUGUAGCACACAGAAGACGGCUGACUUAGCUCAUGCGCAGACUGUGAAGAAAGAAGCCAACUGGACAGACACCACCGCGGCCUACAAUGCGUGCCAAGCUGAAUUCGAGGCACUGAACAGCACGUACACCAGCUGCUACCGACAGGAAGACAUGCUGAAGGUGGCGGCCACCGCUCGGUGCGAGUAUUUCCAGUCGGUGGAUCGGACUGACAACUUUCAGUCGUGGUUCUGUCAUGAGGAGUGCCUUGGCUGAAUCUGGCAUACUGGGUAUGAAUCCUACAUGUCUUGUCAGCACUCAACAUCAUGGCGGAUUACCAUUGCCGGUUUUCCUUUCUUAGUCCUCUCCUGGGGUGAAUCAUCCAGCAUGAUCUUGGUUCCUUCUCUUAGUGAGCUGGCUUUUGUAUUCCGUUUUCUAUCCUUGGAGAUCUCCUUUACACAUACUGGGUUGGGUGUGAUUAGUUCUUUUGGAUUCUUUCAAGCUGUCGUUGCUGAAGUUUUGGGACAUGCAUCAGAACCAAUCUAUCCUAAAAUUUGCUAUCAGACUACGGAACCGAAUGGUGAAGACUAAGGGUGUCCAAGCCGCCAAACCGCACGAAUCGUGACUGAAUCUCACGAUUCGCGUCGCACCUGGCGCUCAGUGACUUUCCUGCGAGCAGCAGCUAUGAAGCCUACCUGCAGCGGAACAUCGAGAUGCUUGCGGACUUCAGGAUGCGGAAGGCCAACUGCAGCAAUGCGACGGCCGCGCACGGCAGCAAGCAGGUGGAGUGCUCUGGGCACCAGCAGCAGGCAGCGGCCAAGGAGGUGGCUUGUGCCCACUUGACCCCCACUGCCAUGCCCAUCGAUUGCAGCUCCUAUGUGGCCACGAAGCAGG